GUGAAGGCCGUUAAAAUCGUUCGUUCACUUGCAAGUGCUUAUUGCAGAACUCAUGUCGCCACCUGUGCUCCGCCUUAUCUGUAGCGCCUCCAUGUCCACCGUCGCGGGUCUCCCGUCAAUCUCUCCCCUUUCAAAUCAUAACGUCACCGUCAACCCCAACCAAGAGAUUCGACAGAAACUGCAACGUCAUCUUCAAAAUCAACUCCAAUUCUCUCGUAGAGACGUUGAUUUUAUCUCCUUAGUCUCUCUCUUUCCUUCCCUCUUCCAACCAUCUGAAGCUUCUGCUUUCUCCAUUGGAAUUUCAGGACCAAAGGAUUGGCUUAAAGAGCAAAAGAGGAAGUCUUCGAAGUUUCUAUUGGCUCCAAUCGAUGCUUCUCGAGAAAGCCUUCGCUCUGCUUAUCUUUUGCUCAUAGACAAUGAAUCAACUAAUUCGAGUAAGGAUUUAGAGGAAGUUCAAAAGCUCUUGAAAUCUGCCGCCAGGGAUUGUGUUGUACAAGAAAGGAAUUCCUUCGUUGCAUUUCAAGCCAACACCGGAGUCGAGGUUUGCACAUUCCGUUUGAUUGUGAAGAAUGCUUCUUCUUUGCUUGAGAAGAAGAAUCCUGUUAAGCUGGAAGCCGAAGCUAUGCUAGAUGAGCUUAUAAGCUCAUUUACCUCACUUAAUAGUUUGGCAAACGAAAGUGAUAUCCAAGUUGCUUCCAAUAGACAAAGGGUUGCAGAUGCACUCAAGAGUACCUUAACUUCUCUCGACAAAUUUGAGCAGGGGGUGAAGGACUGCCUCGUAGUAUGACAAUGGGGGCUCCCCUUAGUAACCGUAGAUUUAUGGCAUCAUGGUAUGCUCGGAGAUUUUGCAGAAGCUUUCGUACUUCGGAACUGGUGAAGAAUGGAAAACUGUAAAAAAAUCCAUAUGUAAAUUUUGUUCAAAUUUCUCAUGUGUUUGUUUCGUUGUUCCAGCAUUU
Messenger RNA from Hibiscus syriacus, 956 nucleotides. RefSeq lists its product as uncharacterized. The record is from RefSeq and is a predicted model, not a curated record. Gene Ontology annotation, cellular component: chloroplast. Bases 53 to 787 code for a protein of 244 amino acids. NCBI's taxonomy places the organism in Eukaryota, Viridiplantae, Streptophyta, Magnoliopsida, Malvales, Malvaceae. The transcript is spliced from 6 exons.